AUGUACAGCCACAACCACGACAUCUAUUAAACUUACAUUUAGCUCUGGAACUAUUAACACUGCAACUUUCCCCCUAUAUGUAUUUUCUGUAAUUAUUUCAAUGAUUUGAGAUCAAUCAAUAUUUAGAUAAGCAAUAUUAAGAAUCCUUUAUCAGGUAAGACUGUGAAUACUAUAGAGCUAUAGACUCUAACUGGCUCAACUGUAUUAGAUACAACAACAUCGGCUUCAAUUACCUUUACAUCUUUGACAUUAGCUUCUUCAUCUGGUUCUUUGUCAGCCGCAACUCCAAUUGCCGGGAGUUACUCAUCAUUGACGAUAUAAGUUACAACAGGUACAGUAGUACCUAUGACUGGGAAAAUUGUAAUUAAUUUCCCCAAAUGGGAAGAUUCUACUCUUGGUAAGUCAUCUCCAGGAACAAUGCUCGAUUAAGUAGUUUCUUGUUCAGGCGGAGGCAGUAUUUUAAGCGCAUCUCCUACUUGUGCUGCUACUAUUGGUUCUAGUCAAGAUAAAAUUGUCGUAACAAAUCCAUUCGCUAAUUUAGCUAAUGAUCUAAGUGCAGGAAAUACUAUUUCUAUAACAAUAAAUAAUGUAAGAAAUCCACCAACGCUGAAGCCUUACUCAACAUAUGAAAUUCAAACUACAGACGCUAGUUUGAAUCCAAUUGAAACUUGUAGUGGACUUAAACUAACUUUAACAACAGUUGGAACAUUACCAGUUGAUACUAUUGUUAGAAUUAUCAACAAUCAAAUCGUGAAUUCAUUAGGAACUUAUAUGUUUAUCGUGACUACAACAAACCCUAUUCCUGUAGGAGGUUGGAUCAGAGUUAUUCUACCCUCAGAGGUGACAGCUUCAAGCACUCCUAGUUUUACAUCAUUGGUACCUGCACUCGCAUCAUCUCCAACAUUGACAAUGACAGGCACAUAAAUUGAUAUAAAAAAUUCUGUCUAGAAUUAUAUAAACGAAGGUCAAGCAUUUUCAUUUACACUAGCUAACAUACAAAAUCCAGUUUCAUCAAAAGCAACCUCUUCCUUUUAGAUAUACACAUUCGAUGAAUCGAAUUUCGGGAUCGAUAAAUAAAUAACUGGUUUAACUGUAUCAGCUUCUAGUUUAGGAUACGUCGUAGGCACAAGAUCAUGUCAGUUAUACGGUCUUACAGCAACUUACACUUGCUGGGCAGAAUCUUCAACCAAUACGAUCACAAUUUCAAAUUUCCUAAAGGCAAGUGUAGCAAAGUUGACUACCAUUACAUUUUCAAUUGGAAAUUUAUUGGUAAGAAAUCCUCCUACCACAAAAAUUGCACCAGCUUAUAAAAUUACCACACUAGUAAGUAGUUCCUCUGUUGACACUGAUAAUUCAGUAACUUACACGCCUACUGAAACUCUAAUAACCAAUUUCAGAAUCAUACCUAAUAGUAAUACCACUAACUAAGAAGAUGUAGUUUAUUAUUUCUACAUGAGUGUCCCUGGCUAUUUAUUACAAAACUCUUAUUUCACAAUUACUUUACCUUCUGAUGUAACAAUUUUCAAUACUAAUAAUCUGGUCAGGAAUUGUGGGAAACGGGGAUUAAUAGGAUUUAAAAAUUCUACUUCUUUAGACUGUACUGUUUCUGGCUAAAAAAUAACAAUAAAAAAAGGAUUCGUUUCUUCAGCUUCUGAUGACCCAGCAACUUUAGUAUUUUCUCUCCCUCAUCUCAGAAAUCCUAGAUCAUUAGCUUAAACAGGAUAUUUUACAGUUUCAUUUUAUGACAGUUCUGACAAGUAUCCAACAUUUAUAAUUGCUAAUGGUUCGAGUGUCUAAAUGGACAAGAUAAGUACAGUUAAAGGAGUAACAAUCAUUCGAGGUUCAAAAACUAAUGGAGCCCUAACAACAUAUAAUAUAUCAUUCUCUUUCGGCAACCAAGUUCAAAACAGUGAUAGCAUUUUCAUUACAUCAAAUUAAGAAAGCGGCCCAUUUUUUUCAAGUUAGACUAAGUGCUUAGGUAUAAGCAGCAAUUUCUAGACAACUAAUUAAGAUUUGAAAUGUACAUUGAUCAAUUCAACUAGCUUAAAGUUCACUCCUAUUCUUAAAUCAUCAAGAAUAUUGUAAACUAAUGGGUAAACAAGUCUUUCAACUUCUUUUACAGUUCAAGUAGCAAAUUUGUAAAAUCCUCUAUCGAGCAAACCUUCUAGUUCACUGAUGAUAUCAUAAUAUUCUUCAAAUAACUAACUUGUAGAAGCUGUAUACUUUGGUAUCACUGUAGUCAAUAAUUAAUCCAGUGAACUUUAGCCUUCUCAAUUUACAAUUCAACCCCAGAACUAUCAAGUGGGGAUCUAGACAAGCUAUAUAUUCACUUUCGAUCCUAAUAACUAUGUUCAAAAUAUGCAACUCUUUAUAAUAUUCCCAACAGAGAUUAAGAUGCCUUCUCAAGAUAAUGCAACAACUUGCACAGCAUUAUUUGGUGUUUCUUCAGAUUUUUCAUGUUUCUACAAUGCCACUAAUAGGACAUUAAGAUUAGUUGGAGCAUUUCCAUAUGAAACAGAACCUAAGAAGAUUUAGUUCUCAGUUAGUUAAAUUACAAAUCCUACUCAGAUAAUAAAAACAUCCUCAUUCCUUGUUUACACAAUGACAUCAGACUUCUACAUGAUCGACUUUAAAAAUACAAGCUUAUACAUUGAUUUUGCAUGCUCUUUACCAUGUAGGACAUGUAUACCAACAGAUAUUAAAGGCUGCUCAACUUGUUUUAAUCCCCUAACAGGUAACGCUUCUUUAACAAGCAAGCCCUACAUUAAUAAUGAGUAAUGUAUUGAAUAGUGCCCUAUUUCAACAUUUGCAGAUAAUAAUGAUUAUACAUGCAUCUCUUGUUAUUCAAAGCUGUGCACUUCCUGUAAAGGUUCAAAAGCCCUAUAAUGCACUAGUUGUGUAGAGGAGGCAACCUUGAUAAAUGGAAAUUGUGUAAAAUACAAUGACAUCCCCUAUUUCAUGCCCUUUUUCAUGUUUUCAUGUCUUUGGAUUAUUGUAGUAUUUAUUGUGCUCUUGGCUUGUCAUGAUGCCAAAACUUAAUUUAUUCCCUCAGCUAUCGUUGGAUGCAGUAUCUUUGAGUGGCUUUUGAUGUUUGUAGAAGUUGCUGUGUUUAAUUAUUAUGGAUUUAUUUUGAAUGCACUUAUUGUUGCUGGUGCAAUAGGACUGAAUUUCAUAAUAAAUUUUGGAUUUUUUAUUAGCUAUUUGAAAGUACUUAUUAAAAAUGAAUAGGUGAAGGAAAAUAAAAAUUCACAUAAAUUUACACAUAUAAUUAUUAUGAUAUUCUCAGUAUUUGCCUCUUCCAGAAUAUUUAAGCUUUUAUACUCAAAUUUUGCAGAUAAGAAUUCCUUAAAUAACCAAAAGAUGUUUGAUAGUUUAAGAAUAAAGAGAGUUUAUUAAGUCAUAAACUAUCUUUCUCUACUACCAACUUCGAUAUUACUAAUCAAUUCGAUUUAUAAUUUAUCGCUAAGUGCUGGACUUGAUUUGAAAUUUACAAUGCUUUUAUGCAUAGAAAGAAUUUUGCUUUCAUUAACUGUUACUGUGCUUUUGAUUUUAGAAUUCUUACCUUGCUUUUAAAAACGAUUGACAAAAGUUUAGAGAUUUUUGGAUUAAAAACUAAAGCCUUAUUACCCAUAAGAAAAAUAUAAUGAAUUAGGAAAUACAUCAAUGAUAACAAUGAUAGAUGCAGAUCCUGAUAAAAGUAGUGAUAAAAUCAUAUAGACAUUUGAUCAUAUUGACAGAAUAUCUGCUAUAAGGCAUUUAUUGAACAACCUAAAACAUGUUAAACCUUAGCAACUUGAAAAUAAACUUUAAUAAUUAUUAGAUGAGGAAGAAUAGAAGUAGUUGUCUCUGAAAUAAAGAAGAAAAUCUGAUCCUGCUCCAUUCUCUAAGGAUCACCCAAAGUCUCAUCAUUUUAAUAUUAACUAAAUGCAAAAUUCUACUCUUAAAAAUAACAUGACUUCUGAGAUAGGCCUUUUAGAUUUAAGUGAAAACGAUCAAGGCUAGGAAGAUGAUGCAGAAAGGAAAAUAAUGAGUUAUCCUCUGACUCCUACAAGGGAGAAAAAAUACAUAAUUAAUGAUCAGAGUGAAUAAUUUAUACAACAGCUGUAAUUUAAUGCAUAGCAACUAAGACUCGAUAGAUCAAUUACUACACCUUUCAAUGUAGAUACAUUUCGAUAAAAUAUGGAAUAAGAAAUUUAAAUGAGAGAUUAAGAAAUACAUAUGAGUAAAGAUCUUUCAAAGUAAACACUUGAAGAUGAGAUGCUUUAAAUAGAAAAAGAAAAAGCACAGCUUGCUAAGUUAAAUGAGGAGUUAAAGUAGCAAAGACUGGAGUUAGAGAAAGAAAGAGCUGAAAUUGAAAAAAUGAGAUUGGAAGGAUCUAAAUCAGCAAGAGGAUCAAGAAGUGAUAAAGACAAAUUGGAAGGGAUUGAAUAUGAAGAUUUGAUGGCAAAAAGUGUAAAAGGAGAAAAAAAAAGAAUUAAAUUAGCGAAUACAGAUCUGUUUGCAGUUAGAGAAACUGAAAAUGAAGAUGGAAUAAAUUCGAAGAAGAGAGCAACAUCAAUCGAUUCAAAUAGCCAGAGAAUUACUUAAAGAUCAAGAAACAAUAAGCUUGUGAACAAAGAUCGUUCUUAAAAAUCUAUUAAUUCAGAAAGGAAUCAUGGAAGUCAUUCACAUAGAUGCCACGGGCAUAGUUAGGCUACAAUAGUAUCAGUAAACAAAUUGAGAACAAAAGGAUUAGGUAGCCGAAGUUCCUCUAUCGCAGACUUCAAUAGUCCAAGUAAAAUUCAAGGUAAAAUUUCUACAAAUAGUCUCUUGAAUAAUCAGAAGAAAAGUAAUGCUGCCAUCAGUCAAACUAAGAAAGUUGGCACUAAAAUUUACUACAGCGAUAAGAGUGAGUCUAGUGUUGAUGACUUAAUGGAUGAGACACCAACAACUUAUAAUCUGGCCAAUGGAAGAUUGGAUGGAAAAUCAAUUGGAUUUAGAUUUGGAAGGAAUGUUCUACUAUAGGGGUAAUCACCUGAGAAAUUAGAUGUUUUUGUUGAGCAAUAAAGGAUGAAUGGAUAGAUGAGUGAUAGAAGUAACAGCAAUAAAAAAAUCGCUAAGAUCAAAAAGAAAAAGUUUAGAAAUGAUCCUGAUUCUGAGGACCUUGAUAAAAAUAGCAAUAUUAAUGAUUCAUCACUUUUCAAUUUAGAGGGAUCUCAAAACUUAAUUGAAGAUUAUUCAACACAGUCAUACAACAACAUUAGAGGGUAAAGAAGAAAUUUAAUCAAUUUACAGCCAAACUCCUCAUAUAUAGGAGUCAAUGAUUAAACGGAUCCAAAUAUCAACUCUAUGGUUACGAUGGGGGAAAAUAGCAACUAUUUUAUAGACAGAAAUUAGUCUUUGUAAAAUUAAGCUAAUACAAUAACAGGCUUGCUGUAUGGCAAUUAGAGAAUAGAACAAAAUAGAGCCACAUCAACAUUAAGUAAUAAAUCCAAUGCUGGAGUUGUUAAUUUCAGUCAAAGUAAGGGUUAGUAAAGAGAACGUAUCAAAGCCUUGGAAGUGGCCUAUUUAACUAAACUUGUACCUAUGAAAUCUCCUUAGAGAGGAAGUACUACCAAUCUAUUAAAUGCUAGUAAUAUGAGUGGAGUUAAUACUACCACGAAUGGACAAGCUUAGAGAAUGAGCAUUGCAGCUAGGACUACUAAUUUGACUCCAGAUAUAACAUCUAAAAUUACAGGAAUGCAAAUUAUACACCCACCUCAAAUUAAUAAUUUUUAGUAAUGA
Stylonychia lemnae is the source of this 5763-nucleotide messenger RNA. The record is from the annotation of a GenBank genome assembly. Lineage: Eukaryota; Ciliophora; Spirotrichea; Sporadotrichida; Oxytrichidae.